Molecule: messenger RNA, 655 nt
Organism: Ixodes scapularis (black-legged tick)
Lineage: Eukaryota; Metazoa; Arthropoda; Arachnida; Ixodida; Ixodidae
Exons: 5
Coding region: 1-591 (196 amino acids)
Source: RefSeq, a predicted model, not a curated record
AUGGCUUGGACAAUAAAGGUAGCUGUCCUAUGUGUUGUAGGCACCAUAAUCGUUGCAAAUAAGGAGUAUAAAUCACCAUUACAAGUGUUCCUGAAACCCAAGGACAUUGAAAGUCUCUUCAAAAUGAGGAAGACGUAUUACGUAGCAGCGAGUACAGUCCGAAGAGGUCCCUUGGAGUUUCCACGUUAUGAUUCCUACUGUGGUGAAGUGAGCGUGAUAAGAUCAGACGUGCCCUUUUUAAUAGAGAGGCGCUUUCUUUAUUACGCUAAAGGAAGAUGGCAUUGGCUUAAGGCGAACUACAGCGUGAGCAUUGAGACAGACUGGACUGGGGAAACGCCUAGAGACUAUGCUGCGGUUACAUCUAUGCACGGAAUGAAAACACUCGUGCAAGCUCUAUAUCUACUUUGGUUAGAAAACAACACUUGCGCUCUUUUCUACGACAAGCAUUCAGGUGACUGCGAGUCUUGGGAGUUCACAAGGCGUCCCCUUAAAGAAAUAGGACAAUCGGACUGCUCGAAGUUAACAGUAGUAUGCCAAAAAAGAUCUUCUAUUCGCUACCUUGAAGAAUGCUACAAACAUCAUGAAACUUAAAACUCAUCGAUGCCUCCAAGCUUGUUGUUGUUCACCAAUGACAAAUAAAUGGUGUCUGAAUUAA